UGAACUGGAUCCCGAAUAUCACAGGUAGUACCUGUAACACACCUAAAUUUGCUUACGCGCAGUCGCAUAUAGUGGGCGGAUAGCGACCUUUUCUAUGUAGCCAGUGCAGGCUUGUAUGCCAGCGUGGUUGUGAACAACGUUUAUCUGCCUUGCUGAAUAUUGAAAGUGAUCUGACAAUGGCGAUAUCCACACUAAGACUUCGUCACCUGGCUGCCAGGAUCUUUCUUCUCUGUGGAUCAAUUCGCAUUUCAGGCGCCGUUUCAGUUCAGCAUCGCAAAGCACCAAUCUUGGCCAACAUCAACGAUACAGCAGUUACGUUGCCGUGUGACUUCACUACGUCAUCUUACGAAAUACCGCAGAUCACGUGGCACCACGAGAUACAUGGAGAGAGAAGGAAAAUCAUGCAAUAUAAUAUUCACAAUCGCCUGUUGUCUUACGGCGAGUUUGCUGAUCGCGUAGCCCGUGGGGACCGAGGGGCACUGGUUCUACUGAGGCCCAGGCCAAGGGAUUCCGGGAAUUAUACGUGCGAGGUGGAAGUGGACACUGAUGACACCAGCUGGGUUAGAACCACAGUCACCCUGAAUAUAACAGGAGAGGUGCCACCUCCAACAGUCAGGCCUUCUCCGUCGGACGUGACGGAGAAACAAAAUGGCGGCUUACUCUUCCAGGUUGCCAUUUUCUGGAUACUUCCGGUGAUAUGUUCAUUCUUACUGGUCAGGAAGGGGUUUAAUGUCUGCAGGCAAACACGUGAGAAGACCCCGGGGAAGAAAAUUCACAGAGACCUCUUGGGAAUUGCACAACGACCUGUUGUUGUUGUUCUGGUGAUCGCCUUGUGCUUCUUCUUCACGGCCACUAUAUGUACUGCGGCGGCUUUGUCCGGCACCACACCGGAAGUAACAAAUUACUACAGCCGCGUAGGGCUGGGAACAGGACUAGUUGGGACCCUGCUCCUUAUAGCAGCUUUGGUGUGGCUGUGUGUGCGGCCAAAGCUCUUCAGGAAGAAACCGGCUCGUGCUUUAGACGCCGAAGCCGGAAACACGGAAUUGAACCAAUCAACGUUAUCCAUGGAAGAAACAUUUCAUGACGCUAAAGCGGAUCCGUCGGCCAUUGUGAUGAGCCCACAGAUGAGGGAUACGAAAAUCAAACCAGAAGAAAGUAACUCUCUCUUACCGCACACAGCCGCUGUUAAGGUUGAAAAAACAGAACCGGAAGUAAAGACAUUACACACUCCUGAAAAUGAAAUAGUCACCGGCAUGACGGCAAUGACUUACAAGGAUAUUUUUAUCACGACAAAGUCGGGUGUGUAUCAGUUUGACCUCUCGAAGUCGACGUGGCACCCUCAUCCUUUACGUCGGAAGGAAGACUUGUUCGCGAUUACGAAAUCUAAAAAUGAUUUAUUGAUAACCGCCAUAAAGAAGACGCCCAAAAAGAAAGAUUCCAGUCUUGUGUUACGGGUGAAAACUGCAGAGGAAAAAGUAUACAAAAUUCGUUUGGAGUCAAAUUCUACGAUAACGUGGGCCCUGACAAGUCGUGAUGAAAAAUACGUGUAUUUGGCUGUGACCAACCCAGCCAUGGUGGUGAAAAAAUCCAUAGAAAACAAAAAGGAAAUAAAAUUCAGCGUAGGUUUGCUGAAGAAUCCCACAUGUAUCAUUCAGAAUUCGUCUGGUCAACUCGUCGUCGCUGAUUCGCAUAAGCACGACUUGCUGGUUUUCGAAGAAGAUGGCGACUUUGUUACCUCCAUGAAAAUAUCUGUGCCCAAGAAAAUGGAGGAUGAAAUGAAAGGUUGUAACAAACUGGCUUUAGGAUCAGACGGCAGAGUAUAUGCGACGGGUCUAAAUUCUAAACAUAUUCUGGUCUUUUCGCCUGACUUCAGAUUUGAGAGACUGAUACCUACAAAACCAGUAGGGAGCUUAACUAUAUCGAGCCUCAUGGUGCUUAACGACUCGCUUUACGUCGCUCACGAAGACUGUAUCCGUGUCCACCCACUUAAAUCCCAUUCAUCGAUGAAUGACGAUUAAUUGUAUGAACAUAAUCUAAAUCCUGGCUCUUCAUCACAUGUUAACAGAUACUGUAAUAAUCCAUGGCGUUCAUACAGAGUGAACAUCCGACUUCAUGUAAAUACAUACAGUUUUUUGUGCUUUGUUUUGCACAAAUACCUAUAAAAUGUGUUGUGUUCCAUGGAUUUUGGAAGCCGAUUUACUCUGCAUUGCGAUUUUUUGCUGAAGUAAAUAUUCAAACAUUCAUUGUAUUGCUUAUACUGUGUUAUAAUGCUUUUGCUUACGUCUUGUAAAUUCGACUUAGCCGUAAUAUAAAUCACAUUUUCAAAUUAUAUCAAUUAAAAAUUAGCAUUUGUCAUGUUUGUAUUCGACACCUUUGUGAAAACCGGCUUUGUGGAAUUAGUCCGUUACUCAGUGGGCCUUCAACCUAAACAGAGACUGUCGAUUUCUCUGGGCUAUGUUUGUUUUUAUUCUUACACCACAGUUGUAUUUUAUUUCUUUUUCGCGCGUAAUAAUGUCCAGAUCGACGUAGAACAAUAAAGAAUUAGAACUGCCAGCAGUUUCACGGC
Liolophura sinensis is the source of this 2566-nucleotide messenger RNA. RefSeq lists its product as uncharacterized. Bases 177 to 2018 code for a protein of 613 amino acids. The record is from RefSeq and is a predicted model, not a curated record. The transcript has 5 exons. Gene Ontology annotation, biological process: heterophilic cell-cell adhesion; homophilic cell-cell adhesion. Gene Ontology annotation, cellular component: adherens junction. Lineage: Eukaryota; Metazoa; Mollusca; Polyplacophora; Chitonida; Chitonidae.